AUGACUUUUCCUCUCCUCAACGAUUUGCCCUCCAGAAACACAACCAGCCCAUCCAACACCUGCAGAGCAAACCUCAAGAUGUUCGCCUCUGUCAACACGCUUGCCAUCGGGCUCUUCGCCCUCACCACCUCCUUGACCAGCGCUCAAGGAGGCCCGGGCUUCGAGAAAUUCCACGACUUUUCCAAGACCUGCACCAACAUCACCCUUGAUGGUUACGGUCUUUCAGCUGACUGCACACCCCUUGACCCCUCCAAGCCUUUGGUCAAAAACCCCGUUACCGUGCUGGACUUCUGCGUUGGUUUCAACGACAUCACUAUGAAGCUCGCGGCCUCCAUAUAUGGCAAGCUCAGCAGAGACUGCGACAAGUGCAUCCUGACUGCCGAUCCUGGGGCUAUUCUGCAGUGCGAGUGCGAGUUCUGGGACACGAACGAGGAGAAGUACGCGAUCAAGAAUGUGACAGGGGAUCUGGACACUGUCUUCACCAACUAUGACGGUACUAUGUCAUGCGUCGGGACUGAAACAGAGAGCACACCCGACGACUGGACCACUACUCUUACACCCACCGCCUUCCCCACGACUUUUGCUACCUCGACUACUGAAAUCAGCACCCAGUCGAAAUGA
This is a messenger RNA of Podospora anserina S mat+, 621 nucleotides long. RefSeq lists its product as uncharacterized. Bases 1 to 621 code for a protein of 206 amino acids. NCBI's taxonomy places the organism in Eukaryota, Fungi, Ascomycota, Sordariomycetes, Sordariales, Podosporaceae. The transcript has 2 exons. The record is from RefSeq and is a predicted model, not a curated record.